Messenger RNA from Eucalyptus grandis, 1344 nucleotides. Its product is annotated as 4-hydroxyphenylpyruvate dioxygenase-like. Lineage: Eukaryota; Viridiplantae; Streptophyta; Magnoliopsida; Myrtales; Myrtaceae. Gene Ontology annotation, biological process: L-tyrosine catabolic process. The coding region runs from base 1 to 1344 and encodes 447 amino acids. Gene Ontology annotation, molecular function: 4-hydroxyphenylpyruvate dioxygenase activity. The transcript has 2 exons. The record is from RefSeq and is a predicted model, not a curated record.
AUGGGCAAGCAAAACGACGGCGUUACUAACGGCUCCGACGACUUCAAGCUCGUCGGCUUCUCCAACUUUGUCGGGUCCAACCCCCGGUCCGACCGCUUCCCUGCCCGCCACUUCCACCACGUCGAGUUCUGGUGCACCGACGCCACCAGCGCCUCUCGCCGCUUCUCUUGGGGCCUUGGCAUGCCUGUUGUCGCAAAGUCCGACCUCUCCACUGGCAACGCCACUCAUGCCUCCUAUCUCUGCCGCUCUGGCGACCUCUGCCUCCUCUUCACUGCUCCCUAUUCCCCAUCCAUUGCCACCUCUGACGGCCUCGAACCCUCCUCCAUGGCAUCCCUCCCCUCAUUUUCCUAUUCCGCCUGUGUCGCCUUUGCUACCAAGCACGGGCUAGGCGUCCGUGCCAUCGCCGUCGAGGUUGAGGAUGCCGCCGGUGCCUUCCACAUUAGCAUCACCCAUGGUGCAAGGCCAGUCUCCCCGCCGGUCGUCCUCGAUGGCGCCGCCACCAUCGCUGAGGUCCACCUUUAUGGUGACGUCGUUCUCCGCUAUGUCAGCUACAAAACCCCGGCCUCCAAUCGCAACAACUCCUCUCCAGACUCCUGGUUCCUGCCUCGGUUCAAGCCGUUGGACGAGGUCUCCUCCUUCCCGCUAGACUUUGGAAUCCGGAGGCUCGACCAUGUCGUCGGGAGCGUCCAUAAGCUCAGCCCGGUGGUCUCAUACUUGAAGAGGUUCACCGGCUUCCAUGAGUUCGCUGAGUUCACCAAGGACGACAUCGGGACUGAUGAGAGUGGGCUCAACUCGGUCACGCUGGCGAACAACGAUGAGACGGUCCUCCUGCCGACGACCGAGCCAGUGUUCGGGACGAAGAGGAGGAGCCCAAUCCAGACAUACCUGGAGCACAACGAGGGCCCGGGGGUGCAGCAUCUGGCGCUGAUGAGCGAGGACAUCUUCUGGACGCUGAAGGAGAUGAGGAAGCAGAGCGCCGUUGGUGGGUUCGAGUUCAUGCCACCACCGCCGCCCACGUAUUACCGGAACCUGAAGGGCCGAGUAGGGGACGUGUUGACGGACGAGCAGAUCAAGGAGUGCAAGGAGCUGGGGAUUAUGGUGGACAGGGACGACGAGGGGACACUGCUCCAGAUAUUCACUAAGCCUGUGGGUGAUAGGCCAACCAUAUUCAUAGAGAUCAUACAGAGAGUGGGGUGCAUGCUCACAGACGAUCACGGAAAAUUGUAUCAGAAGGGCGCGUGCGGAGGGUUUGGGAAGGGCAACUUCUCGGAGCUCUUCAAGUCCCUUGAGGAGUAUGAGAAGACGCUCGACGCCCAACGAGUUGCUGCACUGGCCUCUGCCUGA